Molecule: messenger RNA, 1302 nt
Organism: Leishmania braziliensis MHOM/BR/75/M2904
Lineage: Eukaryota; Euglenozoa; Kinetoplastea; Trypanosomatida; Trypanosomatidae
Product: putative fibrillarin
Exons: 1
Coding region: 1-1302 (433 amino acids)
Biological process (GO): box C/D sno(s)RNA 3'-end processing; rRNA methylation
Cellular component (GO): nucleolus; small-subunit processome; box C/D methylation guide snoRNP complex
Molecular function (GO): histone H2AQ104 methyltransferase activity; RNA binding; rRNA methyltransferase activity
Source: RefSeq, a predicted model, not a curated record
AUGAAAUGUAUGAGCGGAGUCAUUGGUCUGAAUCCUGGCGGUUUCACUGGGGGCUCCUCUCUGGCACUUGAUGCGCUGUGUGCGGACAAGGUCUCGCUGAGAACGGUGCCCUCCUCUUCCCGUCUUUCUCUUCCGUGCUCCUCUGUGCCUCUCACUUUCUUUGUGAUUGUGUUUCGACUCUCUCAUGCGUCGGCUCAUCCGCACCCUUUUUCGUCUCUAGUACGUUGGGUGCACACACGGGCGGCACACACACUCACCUGCACAUACCCUCUUUCGUGUCCUCCUCGUGCCGUUUCACACAAGCGCAGCAACAGGCGAAGAGAAAAACAGGCAGACGCAUUCGCUCACAUAUUUCCCCGUUCUUGCAACCAGGCACUCAUGCGCGGCGGACGCGGUGGCUUCGGUGGUCGCGGCGGCGGCGGUCGCGGAGGUGGCAGCCGAGGCGGCUUUAGCAGCGGCGGCGGCCGUGGCGGUGGCCGCGGUGGCCGCGGCGGCGGUGGUCGUGGCGGUGGCCGCGGUGGGGGUCGCGGCGGAGGCCGAGGUGGUGGCCGUGGCGGUCGUGGAGGCACGGGUUCGCCGAAGGGCAACAUUUUCCACCCGCAUGCCCGCUUCAACGGCUGUUACCUCUUGGCCGGCAAAGACACCCUCUCCACGCGGUCGCUGGUCCCUGGCGUGUCGGUGUACAGCGAGAAGCGUGUGAACGGCACGGUGGCCGGUGAGUCUGAGUCGCACGAGUUCCGCGUAUGGAACCCGUACCGCUCCAAGCUAGCGUCCGCCAUCUACGCUGGUGUAGCGAGCAUAUACAUGGAGCCUGGCUCUGCCGUGCUGUACCUUGGCGCAGCCAGCGGCACCACUGUUAGCCACGUCUCGGACCUUGUUGGACCUGAGGGCAUUGUGUACGCGGUAGAGUUCUCGCACCGCAGCGGCCGUGAUCUGGAGGAGAUGACGAAGCGCCGCAGCAACAUUGUCCCGAUCCUGGAGGAUGCCCGCUACCCGCAGAAGUACCGCAUGCUUAUUCCUCGCCUGGUGGACUGCAUCUUCAUGGACGUUGCCCAGCCGGAUCAGGCUCGCAUUCUAGCCCUCAACGCGCAGCACUUCUUGAAGGCAAAUGGAGGCUUUGUUAUUUCGAUCAAGGCGAACUGCAUCGACUCCACGGCGGACCCGGCAGCGGUGUUCGCGUCCGAGGUGCAGAAGUUGAAGGACUCUGGCCUCCGCCCGAAGGAGCAGGUCUCUCUAGAGCCAUUCGAGCGUGACCACUGCGUCGUCACGGGCUACUACAAGAAUGUCCCGCAGGCGGCGUAA